Molecule: messenger RNA, 1813 nt
Organism: Fusarium redolens
Lineage: Eukaryota; Fungi; Ascomycota; Sordariomycetes; Hypocreales; Nectriaceae
Product: general substrate transporter
Exons: 6
Coding region: 296-1777 (493 amino acids)
Biological process (GO): carbohydrate transport; transmembrane transport
Cellular component (GO): membrane
Molecular function (GO): carbohydrate:proton symporter activity
Source: RefSeq, a predicted model, not a curated record
CGAACACUGGACCACCAGAGGAGUUGUUCGCUAAACAGCGUGUGUAUCGCUAGACUGAAACGCGGGGAAUGUGGAGUUGGUGCUGUUCGUCCUGCUCUGAUGAUUACCCCGGAUUUACGUGCUAACGGUUGUCUGUUUUGUGGGGAAUCGAAGCUUGUAUCUGGCCAACAGUUUGCCCGAGAUAUAUUAAUCGACACCGCUGGCUGUCUUCUGUUGAUGCCAGUCUUCAUCUAACUCAUCUCAACGACCUUGACCCAGCAUUUUUAACAACAAAGGAAGCCCUCACACUACCAGCAUGACCCCCCAGGAACGCACAGCAUGGUUCGCCGCUACGGCUGCAGCCAUGGUCAUGGCUCUUGCGGGAUACGACGCAUCGACGUUUAAUUCGAUCCAGGGUUUUGAAACCUUUAUCAACCACUUCAAAGAGCCCGGAGACGACGAAAUACAACCUAAUAUCCUAGGUGGUAUCAACACAGCCUACCACGUAGGUGCCAUUGUCUCUGGACUCUUGAUUUCUCCCACCAUCUCCAAGAAGUUUGGCCGCAAAAUACCGAUCCAGCUUGGUACCUCCAUUGUCUUGAUCUCGGUCAUGAUUCAGACCUUUGCACCAAACAUCGUGUGCUUCAUCGCCGGUCGAGUGCUUAUGGGUCUGGGCAAGGGUAUAAGCAUGAACAAUGGCCCGACUUACAUCGCCGAAAUCGCCCCGGCCAAGAUUCGUGGGAUCAUGCUUUCCCUUUGGCAGCUCUGGUAUACUAUCGGCGCCUUUAUUGUGUACUGGGCAGCCUACGGAGCUCAGAGGACCACGCUCGACAUGGGGAUCUGGCAAUGGCGCAUUCCGCUGUUUGUUCAAAUACCCAUUCCUGUCUUCAUUAUUGUGGCCAUCUUCUUCUGCCCAGAGUCACCACGAUGGCUGAUAGAGAACGAUCGAGUCGAGGAUGCCCGUUCGGCCUUGGCCCGCGUCCGCAACGACCAAGUCGAUGAGGAGGUCGCCAGUAUCGUGACAGCCAUUGCUUACGAAAAGGCAACGACCAAGCAUUGGGACAAGUGGUGGGCGCCUUAUUGGACUUUGGUUCGGGAACCCUCCCUUCUACGUCGCACCUUUGUUGUUAUAUUUAUCAACGUCGGCCAGCAGAUCUCCGGUAGCUCUUCGCUUAAUGCCUAUACGACUCUGAUAUACAAGUCUGUUUUCAAGAGUACAGAAACGAUCGCCCUCAUCAACGCCUUGUCGGGAUCCUGCUCUAUCAUCUUCACCCUUAGUUGCACCCUGCUCGUUGACCGGGUAGGCCGCCGCUUCAUCCUCAUGGGUGGUGCAGCCGGUAUGUGUAUCUCACUCCUGGUCGUUGCCAUUCUUGGCAUGAAGGUCCCGGAGAGUGCGGACGGAACCCGACCUUACAGUAUGGGCGUGGCUGUGGCCGCCAUGUUCUUCCUGUUCAUCUUCUUUUAUAAACCGUCUUGGGGAGCUACUGUAUGGAUUUAUACUUCAGAGAUCUUCUCAACAGAUGUGCGAGCUCACGGUGUCGCCAUUGGCGCCCAGUCACAGUCUGUGGCUUCAACCAUCCUCAACCAGUUCUUCCCCACGUUCUUAAAGAAUUGUGGUUUUUACACAUUCUUCUUCUUUGUUGGGGUUAAUGCACUUUUAUUGGUCGGCGUUUUCUUCUUCCUUCCUGAGACAAAGGGCAUUCCUCUUGAAGAAAUUGAUAUCCUGUUUGGUUCAGUCUCACAUAGGGAGAAGGGAGAAGAUGUUUUGGAGCGCAAGAUAAAGGCCCAAAUUGUAUAGGGGAAGCUUAUAAUUGUUUAUUUUAUUUCUAAAUAG